AUGAAAUUCCACAACAAAGAGGUGCUCAAUGACACGUGGACGCAGUUUUUUGCGCUAUGUUUGCUACUUAUGUUAGCCGUUGACUCACUCAACCCCAUUAAGGCUGUGAGCAAGUUUUUAGGUAUACCAUCUUACUACUGGGGUCUUCCAGCUGUCGGUAUAAUGUUGGGUCUACUCUUCCAUAAUGCUGCCGAUGUCACAUAUCGCUCCACCCGUGUCUUUCUUAAUAGUAUCCUGAGUAUUGUAUUUAAAAGUGUUGAUCUUAUUGGCUUAGAUAAUGUCCCUACCGAAGGUCCAGUUAUCUUUACUGGUAAUCAUGCCAACCAAUUUGUUGAUGGUCUCGUGGUUGUGAUGACAAGUCCUCGCAAAGUAGGUUUUAUGAUUGCUGAAAAGUCUUGGCAUAUGCCUAUAGUUGGCCAUCUGGCUCGUAUUAUGGGCUGCAUUCCAGUAGUACGUCCUCAGGACUCGGUGGUUUCUGGUGUAGGCUGUGUAAGGCUUACUAGUAAGGAAGCUGUGACACUUGCGAGCUCGUCUUGUGGUGGUGCCAACAACAGCAGUCCCCAAUGGAUUUUACAGGGUGAGCAUACAAGUUUCACAAAGCAGGUGACACCUGGUGACCAGAUUCGCUAUCAAGGAGAGAGUGUGAAAGGCUCUGGUCAACCUGUUAAAAUCAUACAGGUACUCGAUGAUUCCAAAUUACUAUUAAGUGCACCGUUAAAAGACGGCAAUGGGAAUUUCGUGCUUCAAAAUGCACCAUUUGGUAUCCUCAAACGAGUUGACCAGUCAGUAACGUUUGCCAAGGUGUAUACUCACUUAAAGCGUGGAAAUUGUAUUGGCAUUUUUCCAGAAGGAGGCUCGCAUGACCGUACAGAUUUGUUGCCCCUUAAAGCUGGUGUUGCUAUUAUGGCACUUGGUGUCAAAGAUAAGUAUAAUAUCAAUGUACCAGUCGUGCCAGUGGGUUUGAAUUACUUUCGUGGUCAUCGCUUUCGUGGCCGCGUGACGGUUGAGUUUGGUACACCGAUAAGUGUAGACCAAACUUUGAUGGAACAAUACAACAAAGAUAAACGUAUAGCUUGUAAUACGUUUUUACAUCGUGUAGAAGAGAGUAUGCGUUCAGUGAUUGUAACGACACCAACGUAUGGGGUCAUGCAGCAAGUUUUGACUGCGCGUCGUCUUUUUCAGCGAUCGGGUGUACGUCUAUCAGCCAAGGAGACACAAGACUUAAAUCGACGCUUUGCGGAAGGAUACAAAGUGCUACAAGAUGUACCUGAGGCGCAGGAAGAUCUUUUAGCUCUGCAACAGAAGUUGGACAAUUACAACAAGACAUUACAAAUGAUGGGAUUACAGGAUCAUCAAGUUCCUUACAUCCCGUGGUGGACCAUUCAUGACGUGCUGGGCUCAGCACUGUACGGAAUGCUCAUUCUUCUGCUUGCUUCAAUUCCGUCUUUCAUUCUUAAUGCACCUGUGGGUCUUCUAGCUCGAUAUGUCGCAAACAUGGCUCAAAAAAAAGCACUUGAAGGCUCCAAGGUUAAAGUCAUGGCUCGUGACGUUCUUCUUAGUAAGAAGAUUCAAUUUUCAAUUGUGGCUGUACCUACUCUGUGGUUCCUUUACUUCAUUGCGGCUGUGGUCUUCACAGACUGGUACUGGUCAUCAAUAAUGCUGCUUAUGGUAUCCUUUCCGCUUUUCUCAUUCUUCGGUGUACGUUCGGUUGAGGCUGGUAUGAUUGAGCUUAAGACCGUUCGUCCGCUUUUUUAUCGUCUUCUACCGACGUACAAAGCAACACAGGACGAACUCCCUCGUCAACGCGCGGUGCUGCAAAAAGAAGUUCGUGAAUUCGUCAGGAAAUAUGCACAAUAUGUCGGCAAAUUGGCUGAGCCGAAAAAACUUGACUGGAACGCAUAUAUGCGCGAGCGCACUUUACUGCUCGAGAGCAAAGCCAAAGCUCAAGCCGAGAUCAUACCAUCUUCGGCGAAUGUGAACGAGAAGACUGUGGAGGAGCCACGUGUAGGUGAGCCUGAGGGCGGCAUGCGCUCUCCGGUGCCCACAAUUACAAAAUUUCACGACAUUAGUAUUCUCGGCAAGUCACUGAAGUCAGUGGCUGACUUGGCAGGUCUAGAACGGUCCAUGUCGUGUCCACCAGGGUACCAGUUGGCUGAGGAAGUGGCUAAACAGCGCCAAGACUCAGCUUAA
Plasmopara halstedii is the source of this 2190-nucleotide messenger RNA. Its product is annotated as glycerol-3-phosphate o-acyltransferase. The record is from RefSeq and is a predicted model, not a curated record. NCBI's taxonomy places the organism in Eukaryota, Oomycota, Peronosporomycetes, Peronosporales, Peronosporaceae. The transcript is spliced from 2 exons. The coding region runs from base 1 to 2190 and encodes 729 amino acids. Gene Ontology annotation, biological process: phospholipid biosynthetic process. Gene Ontology annotation, cellular component: endoplasmic reticulum membrane. Gene Ontology annotation, molecular function: glycerol-3-phosphate O-acyltransferase activity; glycerone-phosphate O-acyltransferase activity.